AAGAGGUUGUGUGAAUGAAUAGAACUUAGAAGAGAUGGCAGAAGCAAAGAAAGAAGUGAGACUUGUGAUAUUGGCAAAGUUCAAGGAAGAUGCCACUCCAGAGAAGAUUGAAGAGGCCAUAACAGAAUAUGCAAAACUAGUGGAUGUCAUCCCAGCCAUGAACAAGUUCCAUUGGGGAAAAGAUGAAAGUUUCAGAGUUAACCUGCACCUGCAUGAAGGGUACACUCAUAUCUUUGAAUCAAGCUUUGACAGCUACGAUGGUAUUCAAGAGUAUGAAGACCACCCUGAGCAUGCUGUCUUUGAACAACUGCUUCUUUCCCGCACUGAGAAACUGCUUGCCUUUACCUAUGAACCUACCAUUGUUAACCUUCAGAAGUAAUUAAUGGCUUCUGCUGCUUUGCUUUCAUCAAAAUAAGUAAUAUUGUUCUGUAUUUUCAAUGCACUGCAAUAUCAUAUUAUUUAUCCUUCUUCUCA
This is a messenger RNA of Vigna unguiculata (cowpea), 474 nucleotides long. RefSeq names its product stress-response A/B barrel domain-containing protein HS1-like. The record is from RefSeq and is a predicted model, not a curated record. Gene Ontology annotation, biological process: pollen tube adhesion. NCBI's taxonomy places the organism in Eukaryota, Viridiplantae, Streptophyta, Magnoliopsida, Fabales, Fabaceae.